AUCAUCUCAGUGUAUACCUCCCCUCUGUCCAAGAUUCCGAGUGCAGGCUUCGGUGCAGCAUUUUCGAGGCUUGCAUGGGCAUUUCCACAAGAAUACAAUGGCACAAUUACCCUCAGUCUACCCAAGCUACACGAAAGGCUAGAUCCAAUAGAGCAUGCGAAGCGUAGGAGGAUCAUGUCUCAGCUAUUCAGUCGAAGUAAGGUGCCACAGCUGGAGAAACUGAUCUCACACCAUGUUGAGAGAUUUAUCGACAAGAUUCGAAAUAGCAAUCCUAUCAUAGAUAUAGGCGUGGCAUCACGAGCUCUUGAAGCAGACAUAAUGUCUGACUUCUCUUUUGGUACAACUCUUGGGGCUGUUGACUUUUGGGCUGGUGAGAAACAGCUGGCUAUGGUUGAGAAGAACGAUGAGAAGGCUACAUGGAUGCCUGUUCUCACAAACUUCCCUCUCUUAUGUCAAUUCUGGGAGAGAAUCGAGCAGAGCCUCUACAGCUUGACGGGUUUCAGAACUAAAUACUCUCAAGGCCUUGCUGAUUUCCAAACCUGGUCUCGGAAUUCAUGGCAAGCCGCUCUCUCGGCUGACUCCGAAUUUGGCAAGCCUAGCAUCAGCUCUCCGAAUCUCAUACAAACCUUGUGCAAUGCUGGCCUACCCGCCGGAACUGCUUUGUCCGAGGCAGGCGAGAACCUUGGUCCAGGAACUGAUACGACGUCCGCUACGCUUGCGCAUAUUAUAUGGGCUCUGGCACACAACUCCUCUUACCAAGAUGCUUUGUAUCAAGACCUGGCCAGUGUCUCCUUUGCAACAGACAUGACUACGCUCGAGAACAUUCCCCGCCUGCAGGCCUGCGUUAAAGAGGGCAUUCGAUGGGCCGGUGCCGCGGCGGCGAUGCUUCCUAGGAUCGUGCCCCCUGGAGGAAUUGAGCUGCAUGGUACCUUUAUCCCAGAGGGGCCGUUGCAGACGGUGCUCACAUCCUCACCUAUCUGGUAUCUACACGACACGAUGGCAUAUCCAAAUCCCAAGCUUUAUGAUCCGUAUCGAUGGUUGUCUCAGGACGGAAAGUCUUUGACCCAAGACAGUCUUCGUGAUCGCUUUUACAUACCAUUUUCGAGAGGCGCAAAUAUCUGCUUAGGAGCCCAUUUCUCGCACCUAGAACUAUACGUUUCUGUAUCCCAAUUUGUACGCAACUUUCGUUUUAAGCCAAGAAACCCGUCACAGUCUAUUAUCGAUAACGAAACCUGGAACUUAGUUCUUCUACCGGAACGCAAAGAGUGGGUGGCGGCAGUGACGGUAGAAAGCCUCCAAGUCGUUACGCAUGAAAGAGCCUGA
Messenger RNA from Fusarium oxysporum Fo47, 1323 nucleotides. Its product is annotated as cytochrome P450. Lineage: Eukaryota; Fungi; Ascomycota; Sordariomycetes; Hypocreales; Nectriaceae. The annotation marks the transcript as partial. The transcript has 7 exons. Gene Ontology annotation, molecular function: oxidoreductase activity, acting on paired donors, with incorporation or reduction of molecular oxygen; heme binding; iron ion binding. The record is from RefSeq and is a predicted model, not a curated record.